Messenger RNA from Melanaphis sacchari, 1194 nucleotides. Its product is annotated as U2 snRNP component ist3. Gene Ontology annotation, molecular function: RNA binding. Bases 144 to 1085 code for a protein of 313 amino acids. Gene Ontology annotation, cellular component: U2 snRNP; precatalytic spliceosome; catalytic step 2 spliceosome. The record is from RefSeq and is a predicted model, not a curated record. Lineage: Eukaryota; Metazoa; Arthropoda; Insecta; Hemiptera; Aphididae. The transcript is spliced from 4 exons. Gene Ontology annotation, biological process: mRNA splicing, via spliceosome.
AGGAGUAAUGUGAUUUAAAAUUAUAAUUUACUUAUUAUAUAGUUAGGUAUUACAAAUAACAAAAUAUUUCAAUAGGACUUAAGAGUUAAGAUCAAGGUUCAUAAAUCUUCUAAAUCACAAACGGCUUACGGACAAUUGUUAAAAUGAAUCCAUUAACAAAUAUGAGAAAUGUGAAAAAACUCAGUGAACAAGAAUUGCAACGACUACCUAAAAGUUCAUGGCAUGAUGAAUAUAAAUCAAGUGCAUGGAUAUUUGUUGGUGGAUUACCUUAUGACCUUUCUGAAGGCGAUAUUAUGUCUAUAUUUUCCCAAUAUGGAGAAAUUACUAAUCUAAAUUUGGUACGGGAUAAAGACACUGGUAAACAGAAAGGAUUUUGUUUUGUAUGCUAUGAAGACCAAAGAAGUACAAUAUUAGCAGUAGAUAACUUCAAUGGUACACGUGUACUAGGUCGAAUAUUACGUGUUGAUCAUGUUAAAGAUUACAAACCACCGAAAAACUCAGAACCUACUAACAAAAUUAAGACUGAAAAGUUUGAUGAUGAUUUCCAGGUUAAAACUGAAAUCAAAGAGGAAAUUUUAUCACCACAGGUUCGAAGAACAAUUGAAACUCCAGAAAUCAAACAAGAAGUUUACACUCCAGAAAUAAAACGAGAAGUUUGUACUCCAGAAAUAAUUAAAAGUCCUGUUUAUAAAAGUAAUAAAUCACCUAAAAAAUCUAAAGAUAAGAAACGGUACCACAGUGAUAAAUCUAAAGAAAAAGAUGAUAUACAUUAUAAAUAUCAAAGAGAAGACUUAAAAGAAAAACAUAGAAAAAAACAUAGUAAAAGUGAACAAGAUAUAUUUUAUAAGAAAGAUAAAAGUCAUAAACGAUCUAGACACAGUCAAAGUCAAGAGAAGGAUAUUAGUAAAAAUUCUAAAGGUAUAUCAUCUAAAGAUUAUAAUAGUAGAGAUAAAUCAAGAGAAAGAGAUAGAAAGAAGAUAAAAGACGAUAGAAGAGAAUAUGAUAACAAGGAUUAUGACGACAAGAAUAAAAGAAAAAGUUAUCAAAAAGAUGACAGGAAUUAUAAAAAACAAAAAAAAUAUUAAAAGUCUAUGUAAAUAUAAUUUUUAAUAAUAACCGUGACAAAUAAAAUAUUAUUUACCAAGACUGAAGUGGGACAUUCCAAUGACACCAAUCAGUGUUGCUAGAAGAUUU